AUGUCUGACACAGAAGACGCAGUGCAAGAGUACGAAGAGGACCAGGAAGCAGAAGAAGCUGUGGAAGAAGAGGAAGACUGGAGAGAGGAUGAAGACGAGCAGGAGGAGGCAGUGGAAGAAGAGGCUGAUGGGGAUGUUGAGGCUGAGGCUGAGACUGAGGAGACCAAGGCAGAAGAAGAUGAACAAGAAGAGGAGGCUAAAGAGGCUGAAGAUGGCCCCAUGGAGGAGUCUAAACCCAAGCCCAGGCCGUUCAUGCCCAACUUGGUGCCACCUAAGAUCCCUGAUGGAGAGAGGGUAGACUUUGAUGACAUCCACCGGAAGCGCAUGGAGAAGGACCUGAAUGAGCUACAGACACUGAUAGAGGCUCACUUUGAGAACAGGAAGAAGGAGGAGGAGGAGCUCGUGUCACUCAAAGACAGGAUCGAGAAGCGGCGGGCAGAGAGGGCUGAGCAGCAGCGCAUCCGGAAUGAGCGUGAGAAGGAGCGUCAGACCCGUCUGGCUGAAGAGAGGGCCCGGCGAGAGGAGGAGGAGAACAGGAGGAAGGCUGAGGAUGAGGCCCGCAAGAAAAAGGCUUUGUCCAACAUGAUGCAUUUUGGAGGAUACAUCCAGAAGCAGGCACAGACGGAGCGGAAGAGUGGGAAGAGGCAGACAGAGCGGGAAAAGAAGAAGAAGAUAUUGGCAGAGAGGAGGAAGGUGCUGGCCAUCGACCACUUGAAUGAAGAUCAGCUGAGGGAGAAGGCCAAGGAACUGUGGCAGAGCAUCUAUAACCUGGAGGCGGAGAAGUUUGACCUGCAGGAGAAGUUCAAGCAACAGAAAUAUGAAAUCAAUGUUCUCCGAAACAGGAUUAAUGAUAAUCAGAAAGUUUCCAAGACCCGUGGGAAGGCCAAAGUCACUGGACGCUGGAAGUAG
Molecule: messenger RNA, 909 nt
Organism: Orycteropus afer afer
Lineage: Eukaryota; Metazoa; Chordata; Mammalia; Tubulidentata; Orycteropodidae
Source: RefSeq, a predicted model, not a curated record